AUGGUUGUGAAGAUGAUGAGGUGGCCACCAUGGCCACCUUUGUCAUCAAGAAAAUUUGAGGCCAAAUUGAUCAUUCACAAACUGCAAGGCCUAAAUUUGGUACAAGAUGAAGAGCAAAACAGCAAUGAGAGCAAGAAGAGGUUGGUGGUUGAGAUAAAGUGGAAAGGUCAAAAGGGUAUUGCUUUAAGGAGGUCUGUAAAGAGAAAUUUUACAGAGGAAGGUGGGUUUGGAGGUGAUGGGGUUUUUGAAUGGAAUGAAGAGUUUAAAUGUGUGUGUAAUCUUUCUGGAAAUAAAGAUGGUGUUUUUCUUCCUUGGGAGAUUGCGUUUGCAGUUUUCAGUGGCUUGAACCAAGGACCAGGGAGUAAGGUUCUUUUAGUUGGAACUGCUACAUUAAACCUCGCGGAAUAUGCUUCAACAGCUAAGGAGAAAGAAGCCGAAAUUGAUGUUCCUUUAACAGUUCACAAUGGCACCGUUGAGGGUACUCCCUUGCUUCACUUGUCUCUCAGGUUGAUGAAAUUGAGAACUAUUCAAGAACCUCUACAGGCAGUACACAGAGCGAUAGAGACAGCCCCGCCAUCUCCCACUUCUCUAGAAACUCUGUCGCCAAGGAGAGAUGAGCUUUCUGUCCUUAAAGCAGGUCUGAGAAAAGUGAAAAGCUUCCAAGUGACAAGAAAGGCUUGUCAUGAAGAAAACAAUAAUGAUAAGUGUUGUGUCAGAAGUGAAGAUGCUGAGGACACCUACCCAUUUAAUACAGACUCACUUGAUGAUGAUGCUGAGGGGGAAUCAGAGGAGAGUAAUGGGGAUUCUAGUGCUCAGAUGUCGUUCAAUUAUGAAACACUGGCACAUGCAAAGAAGGCUGGAGGAUCAUUUCACUCAAACGCUAUAACUAAUGCUGAAGAUGAGAGUUGGAUAUAUUAUAACCAUCGUAAACCAGAUAUGGGAUCUUUGUAUGUUGAAUACUCAACUGCAUCAGACCAUGAACAGUCUUUGAAACAGAGUUCAAAGCGUGGAAUCUUAGCUUGGAGGAAAAGGAAACUGAGCUUUAUAUCUCCUAAGCCUAAAUCUAAAGGAGAGCCUCUCUUGAAAAAGGAUUAUAGAGAAGAGGGUGGUGAUGACAUUGAUUUUGAUCGCAGGCAGCUCAGUUCCUCUGAUGAGUCCAGUUUUGGGUGGAAUAAAUCAGAAGAAGGUUCGACUACUAGUAGAUCAUCAUUCUCUGAAUUUGGGGACGACAAUUUUGCUGUAGGCAGCUGGGAGACAAAAGAAGUAACAAGUCGUGACGGACACAUGAAGCUCCAAGCACAGGUCUUUUUUGCUUCAAUCGAUCAAAGAAGUGAGCGAGCUGCAGGAGAGAGUGCCUGUACGGCACUGGUUGCUGUCAUUGCUAAUUGGUUGCAAUCUAACCAAUAUGAAGUGCCAAUCAAGUCUGAAUUCGACAGCUUGAUCAGAGAUGGAUCUUUAGAGUGGAGAAACCUGUGUGAGAAUGAGGACUAUAGACAACGAUUUCCCGACAAGCACUUUGAUCUUGAGACAAUCCUCCAAGCUAAAAUUCGUCCUCUUUCAGUAGUUCCAGAAAAGUCCUUUAUUGGAUUCUUUCAUCCCGAAGGCCUAGAAGAAGGGGAUUUUGACUUCCUUCAUGGUGCAAUGUCCUUUGACAGUAUUUGGCAGGAGAUUAGUCAUCAUGGGUCAGACUGGUCUAAUAAUUCUGACCCUUUGGUCUACGUUGUAAGUUGGAACGACCAUUUCUUUGUCCUCAAGGUUGAGCAGAAUGCCUACUAUAUCAUUGACACACUAGGGGAGAGGCUUUAUGAGGGAUGCAAUCAAGCCUAUGUCCUAAAAUUUGACAAAGAUACGACAAUCCGGAAACUAGCUAAGGAAACUGAAGUAUCAGAUGAAAAAACUGUUGGCACCAAAGUCCAACCAAGCAGCUCCAAGGAAAAAAUUCUAGCUGAAAGGAGUGCGCCAUCAAGUCCAAAUGAGGCAGAAAAGACUCAGAUGGAAGAGGAGAUUGUCUGUGAAGGAAAGGAGUCAUGCAAAGAGUAUAUUAAGAGCUUCUUGGCUGCAAUCCCUAUAAGGGAAUUGCAGGCUGAUAUCAAGAAAGGUCUGAAGGCAUCGACACCCCUUCAUCAUCGCCUUCAAAUUGAGUUCCACUACACCCAGCUGACCCAACCUGUAGAUGAAAAUUCAUCAAGGGAUGUAACAGUUUGUUGA
This is a messenger RNA of Dovyalis caffra, 2208 nucleotides long. Lineage: Eukaryota; Viridiplantae; Streptophyta; Magnoliopsida; Malpighiales; Salicaceae. The record is from the annotation of a GenBank genome assembly.